UGAAAAAGAAAUCUAAUUAUCUCUUGAGUUUAUACUACAAUAAUCAAAUUAAUAUUAGUCUACAUUUAAUGCAUGUUUGGCUAUGUAUAAAUUUCAUUUGUUUCUGAAUUUCAUUCCAAAAAUAUGACUUGAGCAUAAAAUGAAAACAUGAUAUGAGCACGCGAUGAUGCCGUGGUUUGACAGUUAUCAGUCUUGUCUCUUUCGAUCCAUAUUGACCGACCAAACAGCCAAACACCACCUUCAUUUUUGUUCUUUUGCUGUGACAGUCGGCUGUCUCUUAAACUACUCUCCUGCAACCCUCUUUAAUCUUAGCUGUAUGUUUGCUGUAAUCUAUGUGUAGAUUCACUCCUGAUCUAUCUUUCUUUUCAUUAAAAUAAUACUACGUGUUCUUUAUUAUGGCUAUAUAUAUAUAUAUAUAUAUAACUACUUUCUCAAACUCCUCCUCCUCACUCACUCUAGCUCUCACCAAUUCUCUUCUGAAUUACCUAAAACAAAAUGGCUUCUUUCAUUAAUACUACUAUUUCUUUUCUUGUUCAAUUAUCAAUUGUGCUUUCUUUGAUUCAUUUCACCUUGGGAACAAGGAUACUCGAAGAACAAACUGAGGUUCUUAAGUUUCAUUACCAUAACGGUCCACUUCUUACUGGUAAAAUCUCGAUGAACCUCAUUUGGUAUGGCAAGUUCAUGCCUACUCAACGUGCAAUUAUCUCAGAUUUCGUUACUUCCUUGUCUUCUUCCUCCACUUCAAGAAAAACAUCUCCCAACCAACCAUCGGUCGCCACGUGGUGGAAAUCUACUGAAAAGUAUUUCAGUUUACUGAAAUCCAAGAAAGCUUCCCCUUUAGUCCUCUCACUUGGUAAUCAACUAUUGGAUGAGAGUUAUUCUUUAGGCAAAUCACUUAAAGAAAAACACAUCAAACAAUUAGCAGCUAAGGGUGAUCAGAAAAAUGCAAUCAACAUUGUGUUAACGGCAUCUGAUGUAGUCGUUGAAGGGUUUUGUUCCAGUCGAUGUGGGACACAUGGAUCUUCUUUAAGUUCCAAAAAUGCCCCUCCAAAGGGCAAGAUUUACAAAUUUUCCUAUAUUUGGGUUGGUAAUUCAGAGAGCCAGUGCCCUGGUCAAUGUGCGUGGCCAUUUCACCAACCUAUUUACGGACCACAGGGUCCGGCCUUGGUCGCACCCAACAACGAUGUGGGCUCGGAUGGUAUUGUGAUGAACUUGGCUAGCUUAUUGGCUGGGACCAUAACGAAUCCUUUUGGAAAUGGCUACUACCAAGGACCAGCUGACGCGCCAUUAGAGGCAGCAUCGGCUUGUCCUGGAGUCUAUGGGAGUGGGGCCUACCCUGGCUAUGCUGGUAAUUUGUUGGUGGACCCUACUACUGGUGCUAGCUACAAUGCGCACGGUGCUAAUGGAAGGAAGUUUUUGCUACCAGCACUAUUUGACCCUUCCACAUCUUCCUGUUCUACUUUGGUUUAAGAAAAAAGUGUUCUAGUGAGUUAAUUAUAAGAGAGUUCUACUUAGAAAAUCUAGAUAUUAGAAUAUUCUUUGAUCAUUCUUUUGUAUCGAUUGAUAAAUAAGAUUAUUCCUGAAUUUUUAUUACA
Molecule: messenger RNA, 1595 nt
Organism: Capsicum annuum
Lineage: Eukaryota; Viridiplantae; Streptophyta; Magnoliopsida; Solanales; Solanaceae
Product: protein PHOSPHATE-INDUCED 1
Exons: 1
Coding region: 496-1470 (324 amino acids)
Source: RefSeq, a predicted model, not a curated record